AAGGAGCAUGUGAUUCAUCGUCAAUUGACAACCGAGUUUGACGUUUUGAAACAUAUGGUCCGCAUUUUUACCACUUAACCGUUUUCUUGGAUCGAGUGCGGAAGCAUUUUUAUUUUUCAACAGGAAUAUUCACAUUUAUCGCAGUUUAAAAAGCCCACCAAUAUGUCCGGCCGAGAGGGAGGAAAGAAAAAGCCCCUGAAGCAGCCCAAGAAAGACUCGAAGGAGAUGGACGAUGAUGAUCUCGCCUUCAAACAGAAGCAGAAGGAGCAGCAAAAAGCAUUGGAAGCGGCCAAGGAUAAGGCAUCGAAGGGUGGACCAAUGGGCAGCGGAGGGAUCAAAAAGUCUGGCAAGAAAUGAUCGAUCAUUAUCGCACAUUUGAAAAUGUGUAUUCUUUUUUAAUUAACUUUACCUACGAUAAGAUCCAUUCGGUUUGCUUGUGAAAAUAAAAUGCCUGUCAAAAGGGCGCCGUAUACUGAACCAUUUACUCAAUCUA
Messenger RNA from Uranotaenia lowii, 493 nucleotides. RefSeq names its product translation machinery-associated protein 7 homolog. The record is from RefSeq and is a predicted model, not a curated record. The coding region runs from base 163 to 357 and encodes 64 amino acids. NCBI's taxonomy places the organism in Eukaryota, Metazoa, Arthropoda, Insecta, Diptera, Culicidae. The transcript is spliced from 2 exons.